AUGCAGGUCCUACUAUUCCUGAUUGCACUUCUCUUGCCUUCUGGAGCUGGAGCUGAGGAGAUUAUUGGUGGUGUUGAAGCUAAACCACACUCCCGCCCUUACAUGGCCCAUCUGAAGAUCAUCACUGAUGGAGGUUCUGAGACCAGCUGUGGUGGGUUUCUCAUAGCCCCCCAAUUUGUGUUGACUGCUGCACACUGUAGAGGAAGAGAAAUCACUGUCACCCUUGGAGCUCAUGAUGUGAGCAAGAUUGAAUCCACACAACAGAGGAUAAAAGUCGAAAAACAAUUCAUUCACAAAAAUUACAACAUGUUUUUCAAUCUCUGUGACAUCAUGUUACUGAAGCUUGAAGCAAAUGCUAAAUUGACUCCUGCUGUGAAUGUAAUUUCCCUGCCUGGUCCCUCAGACUUUAUUGACCAUGGGCAGAUGUGCUGGACUGCUGGCUGGGGGAAAACUGGAGUGAAAGAACCUACCUCACAUACCCUGAGAGAGGUUGAAUUGAGAAUCAUGGAUAAAGACGCCUGUAAAAUGUACAAUCCUUUUGACUAUAACUUCCAGGUCUGUGUGGGAAGUUCCACAAAGUUAAAAACAGCAUACAUGGCUUCUACUCCUGAGACUCUGGGAACUGAUAUUCUCCUCUUUCUCAACUCCAAGCCCUGCCCACAACAUUCCCGUGAGGUUCCAGAAGAGAAAGGAUGGGAGUAA
Mus pahari (shrew mouse) is the source of this 702-nucleotide messenger RNA. RefSeq names its product mast cell protease 1-like. Gene Ontology annotation, molecular function: serine-type endopeptidase activity. Lineage: Eukaryota; Metazoa; Chordata; Mammalia; Rodentia; Muridae. Gene Ontology annotation, biological process: proteolysis. Gene Ontology annotation, cellular component: cytoplasm; intracellular membrane-bounded organelle. Bases 1 to 702 code for a protein of 233 amino acids. The record is from RefSeq and is a predicted model, not a curated record. The transcript is spliced from 5 exons.